GUUGUCAAUUUUACGCUGUCGGCUGUCAAUUGUAUUUGUUGUUAUUACAACAAAAACACCUUUUUUGUAUAAAAAAAAAUCAUAAUUAGUCGUUUUAAUAACCACUUGCGCUACAAAUUACGCAACUAUGUCUAUUGAAAUCGAAUCAGCGGACGUUAUUCGUCUGAUUCAACAAUAUUUAAAAGAAUCAAACCUACUUCGGACGUUGCACACCCUCCAAGAAGAAACGGGUGUUACUUUGAAUACCGUGGACAGUGUGGACGGUUUUUGUGCAGACAUAAAUAACGGCCACUGGGACACAGUUCUGAAAGCAAUCCAGUCUUUGAAACUCCCGGAUAAAAAACUAAUUGAUUUAUACGAACAGAUUGUUCUAGAACUUAUUGAACUACGAGAAUUGGGGGCCGCCCGCUCGUUGCUUAGACAAACGGACCCCAUGAUAAUGAUGAAACAGAACGAGCCGGAACGCUACAUCCACUUAGAAAAUUUACUGGCGCGUUCUUAUUUUGACCCACGAGAGGCAUACCCAGAUGGUAGUAGCAAAGAAAAACGUCGAGCUGCCAUAGCUCACGCCCUUUCAGGCGAAGUUUCCGUGGUGCCGUCGUCCCGUCUUUUGGCUUUAUUGGGACAAGCGCUGAAAUGGCAGCAACAUCAAGGGUUGCUGCCCCCAGGCACCACUAUCGAUUUGUUUAGGGGAAAGGCGGCUAUCAGAGACCAAGAGGACGAACAGUUCCCUACACAAAUGGCCAAACAGAUUAAAUUCGGGCAAAAGUCGCACGUAGAGUGUGCCCGGUUUUCUCCAGAUGGCCAGUAUCUUAUCACUGGGAGCAUUGACGGGAUUAUAGAAGUCUGGAAUUUUACAACAGGGAAAAUUAGGAAGGAUUUGAAAUAUCAAGCACAAGAAAAUUUUAUGAUGAUGGAACACGCAGUCUUGUGUAUGGCUUUCUCCCGGGAUAGCGAAAUGUUGGUUACGGGAUCUCAGACCGGGCGAAUUAAGGUCUGGAGAAUCAGUUCUGGGCAGUGUUUGAGGAAAAUUGAAAAAGCGCACUCUAAAGGAAUUACGUGUUUGCAGUUUUCAAGGGAUAAUAGUCAGGUUUUGAGUGCUUCUUUUGAUCAUUCAAUUAGGUUGCAUGGGUUAAAGUCAGGGAAAAUUCUGAAGGAGUUUAGAGGGCACACGUCGUUUGUUAAUGAAGUCAUUUUUACUCAGGAUGGUCACAACGUUUUGAGUGCUUCCUCUGACGGCACCGUUAAAGUCUGGAGCAUCCGAGCCGCCGAAUGCAUUAACACAUUCAAAACACUGGGGGCGGGAGACAUAACUGUAAACAACAUCCACAACUUUGCCAAAAAUCCAGAACACUUCGUGGUCUGUAACCGCAGCAACACCGUAGUUAUAAUGAAUCUCCAAGGACAGAUUGUGCGGUCAUUUUCAAGCGGUAAGCGAGAAGGGGGCGAUUUUGUGUGUUCAACAGUUUCACCCAGAGGUGACUGGAUUUACUGCGUUGGUGAAGAUUUGGUCCUGUACUGCUUUUCCACAAAUUCUGGAAAAUUAGAAAGAACGCUAAAUAUCCACGAAAAAGACGUAAUUGGCAUUGCACAUCACCCCCACCAGAACUUAAUUUGUUCGUAUAGUGAAGACGGACUUGUGAGACUUUGGAAACCAUAAAUUUUAUAUUUAUAAUAACUAAUAAUUAGUGUAGAUUAAGAAAUAAAGUAAUAAAGAAUAACUAA
This is a messenger RNA of Zophobas morio, 1725 nucleotides long. RefSeq names its product WD40 repeat-containing protein SMU1 (gene Smu1). Gene Ontology annotation, molecular function: protein binding. Gene Ontology annotation, biological process: mRNA splicing, via spliceosome. The record is from RefSeq and is a predicted model, not a curated record. The transcript is spliced from 9 exons. Bases 128 to 1660 code for a protein of 510 amino acids. Gene Ontology annotation, cellular component: precatalytic spliceosome. Lineage: Eukaryota; Metazoa; Arthropoda; Insecta; Coleoptera; Tenebrionidae.